Temnothorax curvispinosus is the source of this 1240-nucleotide messenger RNA. Its product is annotated as F-box/LRR-repeat protein 3-like. Lineage: Eukaryota; Metazoa; Arthropoda; Insecta; Hymenoptera; Formicidae. Gene Ontology annotation, biological process: SCF-dependent proteasomal ubiquitin-dependent protein catabolic process. The transcript has 4 exons. The record is from RefSeq and is a predicted model, not a curated record. The coding region runs from base 39 to 1223 and encodes 394 amino acids. Gene Ontology annotation, molecular function: protein binding. Gene Ontology annotation, cellular component: SCF ubiquitin ligase complex.
AACUGCAAGUUGAAAGGCGGGAUACCGAAAUUGAAAGAAUGCUUACCGAAUUGUCUUCUUUAAGCUCUCAGUUUCAAACUGCCAUUGCGACCAAGUGCCAAACUCUUGUAAAGAAAUAUUCGCCUCGUAUUCUAUUAAAAAGUCAUUCCAAUUGUGUAAACAGUAUGGAACUUUCUUCGGAUGAAUCCAAGGAGGUAUCACGUUGCAGUUUAUCGGCGCUUCCUAAUGAAAUACUACUAGAAAUAUUAAAAAAUUUAGAUCUGAAGACGUUAUACCUCAUGAGUAAGGUGGAUAAACGCUUCAAAAAUUUAACACAGGACCCUGAACUCUAUACACAUUUGGAUUUAACAUAUAAAUCCAAAAAAUCUAUGUGCCGUGCAUUUUCUUAUUUUACACCUAGAUGUAAAUAUUUGCAACAAUUAGAUCUUACAGAUAGCAAAUUUCGUGUUAAUGGUCUUGUAAACUUUCUUAAUAAUUGUGGCAGGCAUUUAACGCAUUUAUGCUUGAGUGCUUGCCGCAUAUAUGACAUGCCUAAAGUAGGACUAAAGCCUGUCCUACUGUCCCGUGAAAUUUCAAGGGCAUGUAAAAAUUUGAAAGAAUUGGAUCUAAAUCAUUGUUAUUGUGAUUACGACGAAAAUUUUUCGUAUUUCGAGGGGUUACAUAAUUUGGAAUCUAUACAUUUUUCGGGUCUGCCAAUUUCCACGAAACAUGUUUGUAAAAUACUGCAAGAUAAUCCGCGUAUUCGUGAGAUCAAUUUGGGAAGCUGGCUAAACGAUGAAAUUUUGGUAGAGUUUGCAAAGUGUCGUAAUUUGGAAGUAUUACAUACACUGUUCCUCGAACAAGAUGGAGAUGUUACAACUAAGGGUAUUAAUGCUCUCGCUAACUGUAAGAAUUUACAAAAAGUGUCCCUUGAUCUAUGCGAUUACCCAGCGGAUGACAGUUUUUUUAGAUUAUUUUCUUCCUAUCAAAACUUGCAAGAAAUUAGUUUGUACUUUCCUCCCCUCACUAAUCACCGGUUAGAAUUACUAGCGCAGUGCAAAAACUUAAAAUCUUUUGUUCUUCAAAAUACGAAAGAUUAUCCUUGCAAUAAUUAUUAUCUUAUUUUGAAACAAUGUCCUAAAUUGCAGGAGUUUACUCUCUUGCAGUGUGACAUAAAUAAGGAAUUAGUCAAGCAAUGGAAGGAAAGAUAUCCGCAUGUGUCCAUCUAUAUAAACAAUGACUGAUUAUUUAAAUAGUUUUU